This is a messenger RNA of Camelina sativa (false flax), 2460 nucleotides long. The record is from RefSeq and is a predicted model, not a curated record. NCBI's taxonomy places the organism in Eukaryota, Viridiplantae, Streptophyta, Magnoliopsida, Brassicales, Brassicaceae.
GAAUAAUAGAAGAGAAAUUUUCGUUCGCUGCCAAAGUUAUCUUCUGAGGGCAGAAACAUCUAAUAAUAAAAUACAAUUUUUUUUCUUUUUUCUCUUAACCUCAAACCUAAAUUCACAAAACCUCGGCCUCUCUUCACGCCGGGGAGAAAAUUAUCGAGAAUUAAAGGAAAGAAAGCGGAUGGCUCCGAUCAAAUCUGUAGAAGACCAUUGUGGCCUUAACCUUGACGAGAGCAUGAUUGGAAGCGCAAGCAGAAGCAAAAACCGCUAACAUACGACGCCGGUGUUUCCGGAAACAUACAACAGAUCAGGACGGCGAAGAUGGGUUCUGCUGAGGAUGAAUGGAACGGUGCCGGUGCGGCUGGAUCUAAACGCGGAUCCUACAGUUACAGUGUCGACGAGUACGCGGCGGGGAAAGAGAAUUGUAAGGCAGAGAAACCUAAAAAUCCACAUCCCAAGAAGAAGAAGAAGGAGAUUGUGAGGGCAGAAACACCUAACAAUCCACAACCCAGGAAGCCACAACCCAGGAAGCCACAACCCAGGAAGCCACAACCCAGGAAGCCACAACCCAAGAACAAGAAGGAGGAGAUUCUGAGGGCAGAAACACCUAUCAAUCCACAACCCAACAAGGAGGAAAUUGUGAGGGCAGAAACAUCUAAAAAUCCACAACCCAAGAACAAGAAGAAGAAGAAGAAGAAGAAGAUGAAGGAGGAGGAGACUGUGAGGGCAGAAACACCUAAGAAGGAGGAGGAGACUGUGAGAGCAGAAACACCUAAAAAUCCACAACCCAAGAAGGAGGCCGAGAAGAAGCCGAUAAUGUCUUUGUCCGAAGCUAUGGCAAAGAUAGACCAUUCAAGUCUUGCGGCUUUCCUCGCCGUAUCAUUGGAAUCGUAUUCGGAUGAGCCAGUGACUCAGCUAUUACGAUUUAUGGAUUACAUCGGGAGAGAACUUACCGAGGUGCAAUUUCCAUGGCUGGAGAUGUUUCCUUUUGAGGGUACUUGGCCCAAGCUUAUCGAUGUCAUGAAUGUUCCGUUGUGUGAUAUUCCUGAACCUAUCUCUAACACAUCAGUCAGUUGGAUCCUUCAAGUUCCAGUUAUGACACUCUCUGGCUUUGUAGUGUGGGCGUUUGGUUGUACUAUCACUCAUUUGGAAGCACAACAAAAAGGUGCCAAAUCUGGCAAGAUCGGUGAACAACCUACUUCUCCCAAACCUCAUAUGCCAAUAUUUGUUACAUUGGCAAUGGUAGUGCAUUGGAGACCUACAGCUUUGACUAAUGCGCUGUCGACUAUUAGGGAGAGGCGUUAUUUUCAAGGACAAGACAGGCUUCCGCUUACAGUUUGGAUGAUGGCUGUGGCCUCCCAGCGUCAUUUAAGUGCAGGCUUGUUUUCAUGGGCGCGCAACUUGUUACCAGUAGUGGGUAAUACGAGCUGCAACCAUCAGUCAGCCGAUCUUAUCCUUCAGUUGGUUGAGUAUAUUGUGGCGCAUCCAAUGGCUUGGACGAUACGUAGGAAUCAAGCUGAUAGGUUGCAUGAGCGAGUGAUUCCGCCUCCUUCAUUUGAGAUCUUGCUGCGGCUUACAUUCCCUGCUUCAUCUGCAAGAGUAAAAGCUACAGAGAGGUUUGAGGCAGUUUAUCCCUCGCUGAAAGAAGUGGCUCUUACCAGUGCACCAGGAAGCAAGGCAAUGGAACCAGUCAUUCAACAGAUAUUCUCUUUGUCUUCGAAACUUGCUGGAGAAGGAAAUCCUGCUUUAGCCAAGGAAGCUACAGCAAUAGCUAUAUGGUGUGUCACCGAAAACGUUGAUUGCUGCAAGCACUGGGACAGUCUCUAUACGAAGAAUAUAGAAGCUAGUGUUGCUCUUCUUAAAAAGGCUGUGGACGAAUGGAAGGAUCAUUCCCUCAAACUAUUAUCAGCGAGAAAUAUUUUCACUCUCGCUGAAACUAUGAAGAGCUUCAGGCUGAAAAACGAAAAAGCCAUCACUGAAGGAGGAGCGAAUGCUUCUCUUUACAAAGAAGCUGACAAGUCCUGCAAAUUUAUCUCGCGGAGAAUCUCCCAUGUAUGGUUCAAACAUUACUGCCUCGAAGCGUUUGCUGUGGUUGUAGCUGUAGCUGCCGUAGUAGCGUUUGCUGUAGUUGUAGCUGCUGCAGUUUUUCUAUUUUUCCACCCGGAGCUUAGGGACCUCUGGUGAACUCAUUGGAUCUGCAGCUAUACGUCAAUGCAAUCACCACAGCAUUAAACAACUAAGAGAGAAACAUCUGAUACUCGGCUUUUUUGUGAUUGUCUAUAUAAGUUGUUUUAACAUCUUUCUAAAAACAAAAUAUUUAAAAGUAGUUUGCCUUUUGAUUUCGAUGAACUGAGAUCCUACGAUAUAGUAAUUUUCACGACCCGGUUCGAGAUGUAAUGAAGGAUGGUUUUUAAGACAACUUCUUGUUGAUCAUGUUAAUGAUUUAUAGUGGUUCACCUUCAA